CCAUGACGUCAUUGUCUCGACUUCGCGGGGUGACGUCAAGUCGCGCGCUCUGAUUGGCUGCCGAGACCCUCCCCUCUUCCGAGUUUCAGGAUUGCGGGUGUGGAGAACUCCAGCUUUUGAAGAGCGGAUCCAGAUCACUUAAAAAUGUUAAAGAAAGUAGCGGUCGUUACAGGCGCCAACAAGGGCAUUGGCUUGGCCGUUGCGAAAGGGCUCUGCGGCAAGUGGACCGGAGACAUAUUAUUGACGGCGCGUAACGAAGAAAAUGGCCAGCGCGCCGUCCAAGCCUUGUCCACCUUGACUCACGGGGACCAAGAGGCAGUGUUCCAUCAGCUGGACAUCACUGACAAGAAGAGCAUCGACAGCUUCCAGGGCUUUGUGCGCGAGAAGUACGGAGGCAUCGACGUUUUGAUUAACAAUGCCGGCAUCGCGUUCAAAGUGGCUGACACGACACCGUUUGGAACACAGGCGGAGGUAACGAUGCAAACCAACUAUUUUGGGACGCUGGCGGUGUCGAAGGUUCUCCUGAAGCUGGUGCGCCCUGGAGGACGUGUGGUGAACGUGUCCAGUUUGCAGAGUAAACGCGCGCUGGCUGCCUGCAGCGCUGAGCUCCAGGCCCAGCUUCGCAGUGAAACGAUCACCGAAGAGGAACUCACCGAGCUGAUGAAUCACUUCGUCGAAGACGCAAAGCAAGGACGGCACCAAGACAACGGAUGGGCGAAUUCGGCCUACGGAGUGUCCAAAAUCGGGGUUACUGUGAUGUCACUCAUCCAUGCAAGAGAAUUAAGUCGUAAUCGACCGAAUGACAACAUCUUGCUGAAUGCUUGCUGUCCAGGCUGGGUGCGCACAGACAUGGCUGGACCAAAAGCCCCAAAGAGCCCCGAGGAGGGGGCGGAGACGCCGCUCUUCCUGGCGCUGUUGCCUCCGGGAGCCGGCGAGCCCCACGGGCGGUUUGUGAGCGAGAAGCAAGCGGAGCCCUGGUGAUUCACCACCCGGCCUCAUCAGGGGAAACGGCUUCAUCGCCACCCUGAUCUUCACAAUAAUCGCCGCAUAUUUUUCUGAAGCAUAAUAAUAUUUGAUAAAUUCUUAUGCACGCUGCGACCCUUCGUAAUAGUUGCGUAUAGUAAAUGGGAAAUUUGGGGAGGUUUUAUUUUAACGCCGGAGUCUUUGCUCGGGCGGGAAUGGGCCUCUGGUUGUAAUGUGCAGUGAUGCACCGUGUACCUCGCUCAUGGGAUCAGCAGGGAGCCUAUAAUCGUUUCUAAAAACCUGCAUGCAAUCUUUCUAAAACCCACACAAUUUAUUGCUUAAUUUGAACAAUGUUAACUGGAGAAAUUGCAUUUGAAGAAAUGGGAGCAAUUAUAAUUGAUCUUUUGAUUGUAUUGGUAAAACAUAGAAAAAUAAGCGCUUUAAAAAACAAUAAAUGCAUCGAACGCUC
This is a messenger RNA of Lethenteron reissneri (Far Eastern brook lamprey), 1432 nucleotides long. RefSeq names its product carbonyl reductase [NADPH] 1-like. Gene Ontology annotation, molecular function: carbonyl reductase (NADPH) activity. Lineage: Eukaryota; Metazoa; Chordata; Hyperoartia; Petromyzontiformes; Petromyzontidae. The record is from RefSeq and is a predicted model, not a curated record.